GGCUGACCGAGGGCUAUUCAGUUUUUGUGUUCCUUGAGGCUGUGUUUUGAAACUCUUGUAACAAGGAAAAACCUCUUUAUAGCCGUGGCUAGUCUCACCAUGUGUCAAAUUUACCAUGGGACUGUCAGGAAUUUCAUACUUUGCUUCCAAAACAGCUAGAGAGAGCAGGAGGACUGGAGAUCGGAGCACGGUUCUACAGACCUGGGUGUUCCACUCACCGUACCCUCACUUUUACCCAGCUCUGUGUUAAAAGGACACCUUUGGGGUAUAGGGACACUUUUUGGGGUCUUUCUGGACAGGUCCUCAUUUGAAGCUACUAGGCUAAGAUGCAUGGAGGUUAUGGCUGCAUGGUAUGGUACCGUGUACAUGGAAAUACCUAAGCGAAGAGACCUGUAGAAAUUGGGAUAGGAUUAUGUUCUGGGAGACUAUAGCGGCCACCUUUCAGUUGUGGUUCUGGAUGGUGAGAAUUGGCCCUGCCAAUGCUUCUGGGCUUGCUAAAGAAGCAUUAUGUUGGGAUGGACACCCCUGGGCCACUGGUAACUUCAGCUGUGUGGAUCCCGAGCCUUAUCUGGUAACUGGCCUUGGAAACAGCAUUAUUAAAAUGAACCUGAAUGGCAGAGACCAGAGAAGAAUCCUGUCUGGAGUGGGAAGGUCCAUCCUGCUGGACUUUCACUUAGGUGAGGGGACAGUGUUUUGGGCUGACAUACAUGCAGGACUAAUAAACAGAGCAGGACUGGAUGGGACACACAGACAGACGCUUAUCUCAUCAGUGAAGGGAGUCACAGGGUUGGCUGUGGACUGGAUUGAAAACUCAGUAAUCUGGAGCAGUGCAGAGAAAGGAACAAUACAGAGAGUAGACACAGAUGGGAGAAAUGAAAGGACUGUCCUACAAGACCUGUCCCAGCCAAGCUCUGUUGUAGUGGAUCCGAAUGAGAGAUAUAUUUUCUGGUUGUCAGAUGGAGUAACUCCCAGCAUCCAGCGUUCGGACACCAGUGGUGGGAUGAGUACAACUUUGCUGAAAGUUACAGACAGGCUCAAGGUGUUGGUAAUUGACCAUAGGGACAGGCGAUUAUUCUGGAUUCAGCAAGGCCUAAAAAGGCACACUGCACUGGGGUCCUGCAAUUAUGAUGGCAACAUUAUCAACGUCUUCAAUCAGCCCUUAAGAUCACAAUCUCUGAGGUUGACAGUCUUCCUGGAUUAUGUAUACUUAACAGAUUCUAAGUCAAAAAGCAUAAGACGAAUAAACAAGUAUAUAGGGGGCCCAGGAGAGAAUGUCAAUUCCAAACGGAUGCUGCACCCCCCUACUGAUGUCAAAGUGGUACAUCAUAUUAAUCAACCAGUGAUGGAAAGUCCUACUUCUUUGACUCCAGGUUGUAAUCCACAGUCAGGAGAUUGUGUAAAGGUCUGUUCUCAUCAAAGUGACACCGGAUUUUGCCACUGCAGGGAUGGUUUUUCUCUCAAUAAAAAAGGAAACUACUGUGAAGAUAUAAAUGAAUGUGCCCUGUGGAAUCACGGCUGUUCGCUGGGGUGUGAGAACGUCCCGGGCUCUUACUUUUGCACCUGCCCUAAGGGCUACCUGCUAUUGCCUGAUAUGAAGACCUGUCAAGAAGCUAAACCAUGUGUAGAAAAUAAGACAGUUUGUGAUCAUGCUUGCAUCCAUACAAUACAAGGAGAUGUGUGCUUGUGUCCAGAAGGAUCAAUACUAAAGGCAGAUGGGCGUUCAUGCACAGGCUGUAUGUCUGCAGAUCGUGGAGGCUGCAGUCAUAUAUGUGUUACAUUAUUUCCAGGCAGGUGGGUAUGCGAGUGUCGACCUGGAUAUCAGCUACAGCCUAAUGGAAAACACUGUGCUGCCACAGGACCUCCACCAUACCUGUUAUUUGCCAAUGUAAUGGAUAUAAGAAUGAUGAACGCAGAUGGCACAAAGAGCAAGAAACUGCUGGAGGAACCAAGAGGCACCAUUAUAGCUGUGGACUAUGAUCCAGUGCAGAAACAAGUAUAUUUUGCAGAUAAGGGGCUGAAACGUAUUGAGAGAGCUUCAAUGGAUGGUAGUUUAAGAGAGAUAUUGUUCUCCUCUGGAUUAGACUCACCUGAGGGCCUAGCUGUAGACUGGGUCAAUCGUAAACUGUACUGGACUGAUAAAGGAUUAUCUUCAAUUUCCCGCAGCGGUUUAAAUGGGCUUGGCAGCGAAAUCUUUAUAGAUGAAAACAUCCAGAAACCCAGAGGCAUUGCGCUUCAUCCACAGGCACAGAAGGUGUACUGGACAGACAUGGGAAAUCGUCCUGCAGUGGAACGGUCAGAUCUGAACAGAGAGAUGCGUGAGGUGGUUGUCAGCACUGGACUGGUGUCUCCCAGUGGAUUAUCUGUGGACCACGGCUCUCAGCGUCUGUUUUGGUGUGACCUGAAUAGUGGUCUGAUCGAGUCAGCCAACCUGGAUGGUUCUGAUCGCCAAGUACUAAGCGAGAACCAAGUAGGUCAUCCGUUUGAUGUUGCUGUGUUUGAGAACUUUCUUUGGGUCAGUGACCAGGAAGACCACCAGCUCUACCGCCUGGACAUGAGAACUGGAGAAAACAUUCUGGGUCUCCAUGUUAAGUCUGUCCAACCAGCUGCUUUGAUUGUUGUUCAUCCUCUUACAAAACCAGGUGGUCCUGAAUCAAGUCUAAGCAAUAAAACACUAAAUGACAAGAACACACCGCUGGCCAUGUCAGACAUACGUUCAGAUGAACACCCACAAGGACUCUUUGCUGAAAAGAUGGUGUCAGACCAGGAUGAUUGCUAUUCUCUUAAUUGUGAUGUGAACACUCAAUGCACGCUGGAGGAGGGUAGAGCUGUUUGUCAGUGUGUGAGAGGCUUUAUUGCAGAUGGAGAGCUGUGUGUAGAUAUCGAUGAAUGUGCAGAAGGUCUGGUGGAGUGUAGCAGCUCUCAUUCUCAGUGUGUGAACACGGCAGGUGGAUAUUUCUGCCAGUGCAAAACAGGAUUCAGCGGAGAUGGUCACCAAUGUGUGGAUAUAAAUGAGUGUCAGUUAGAUAUGCACAAAUGCAAUAAAAAUGCUAAGUGCUUGAAUACAGUAGGAAAUUAUCAGUGUAAAUGUCAAGCCGGCUAUACGGGCACUGGAUUCCACUGUCACGAGGAGGUUAAGGGCGCCUCCUCCUGGCCAAGUACAAGUAGUCCACUUGAUGUCACAUCACAAUGGCAACACAAUAACAGCGUGCAGAGCUGCCCAUCCACCCAUGACUCUUACUGUCUGUAUGAAGGGGUCUGCUUCUAUUUACCCGAGUUAGAGUCUUUCGCCUGCAGCUGUGCUUCAGGCUACAUGGGGGAACGCUGUCAGUUCAGUGAUCUUGAGUGGUGGGAACUGCAGCAGGCUGAACAGGAGAAGAAGAGGAACGCGGUUAUAGCUGUGUGUAUUGUGCUCCUUGUUACCCUGCUCUCCAUCGCUGCCUGUAUCACCUACUGCUAUGGGUCUAAAAGACGUUUUGGAGCUUAUCCUUCAGAUGAUGACGUGGGUAACAUAAGCAUGAGUGAGGACAGUAUUACUGAAACGACAGCCAUUUCACAGAUCUUUGUAGUUUUGGACAGAAGAUCAUGUGGUGAUGAAAGGAUCCUUCAUGUUGUGGGGUGUCCAAUAAGCGCAUGCUCCUCUUGUUCCUCAAAAGCAGAAAUAAGUAUUGCUUCAGUGGAGUCUGGGAGAUUACAGAGAGACAAACAUGAUCUGGAUGCUGCCAGCUGCUCUGUAUCCUGCAACGCAGACACAUUGGUUAUGGAGAAGACCACUGAUAACCUAAUAUCUUUAGAAGACCCCCUGUCAAUGACCCACUGAUUUACCCAAAAGCCUCAUUUAAAAUUCUGUCAUAUUUUUAUCAUCUUCAUGUUGUUCUAACCUGUAUGAGAUUCUGCUGAACGCAAAAAAAGAUAUUUUGACAAAUGAGGGUAAUCACACAGUUGGUUGUACCCAUUGACUUCCAUAAUAUUUGUUUUUCCUAAUAUGGUAGUCAAUAGGUACCAUCAACUUUGUGAUUACCAUCAUUUUUCAAAAUAUCUUCUUUUGUGUUCAUCAGAAUAAAGGAUGAGGGUGAUGACAGAAUUUUUAUUUUUGCGUGAACUAUCCCUUUAAGAGACUGGCAUGUGAACUUUUAAUUUCGUUCAGUAUACAGUAGGUGGAUGAAGGAGUGCGUUUUGUUUUUCUUUGUGUUCCAGAAAAACAAGACUCCAAGUAGCAACAGUUAUUUGUCAGCAGAUUUCAUGCAAAAAAUAGGUCAAGACUUGAUCUGCUGGGAUCUGUAAAAUCAGUGCACAUCCUGCAAAUGCAAUACAAAUAAGAGCUUUAGAGUGUAUUGAGAUCAUUUAAACUAACGGUGCCAUCUAAAGAGAGUUGUAUAUUCAGCUGUGUAUAUUCAGCUUGCUGUUUCUUUUAAUUCUAGAGCCAUGAGACGUAGUAUAGACAUAGUACUGUUAAAUUUGUUACCCAUUGUAUUGAGUAUUAACUCUGUAAAUAGUUUAAAAUGCCUCUUUUGCUUUUGAACAUAUUGUGUAAGAUUAUAUUAAACUUGAAAAUAUAAUAUUAGUUGAUUUAUAAAAUAGUUUAACAUGUUUGAGCAGAUACAGAGGGAAGAAAUUAUGCUUUAUGAGCAUUUUUUUAAAGAAAUUAUAAUAAAAAAAAUCAUAUGAUAGACUCACAAAAAAUACCAUUGGAAUUAUACAAAAAUUUUAAGUCUGGAUUAUCAUAAUACAUAAAUCAGUGAAAGAAUAUACUUAUAUAUAUUUUUUACAGUAAUGUGAAUAACUAGAAAAUAACUACACUUCUUACAGCUCAUUUGGUAUUUCAGUCACAGAUAUUCUCUGUUUUUUCAGCACGCCUUUAAAUUUAGAUACAUCUACUGUAUAUCUGUCCAACAGAUAAAAUAUAUGCUGGGAUUAUAAGGCUUUAACCUACUUCUGCUUUCUGGACCAAAUAUACAGAAUAUGCUUUUUGUUUUCUCUACAUUUGUUCCCUUUCUUCCUUUGUCUUUUAAUUGAUGUGCCCUUUUCGACAUAUGUUAUCCAAACACUGUCUAAAUCCAUAGUGAUAUGUUUCUUAAAAUAUAUGCUCAAACUCUUUUCUUCUAAAGGCUGUAGAUGCUUUAGUGAGUAAUAGAUAAAUGCAUAUCUUACAAUGUUUUAAUAAAUGAAAAAGGUGGGUAACGGUUCUGAAGUGUUAGUAUUAUUGUAAAAAAAAAAAAAAAAAAACGGUAAUUUUCUAUUUUUUCCAGGGAAUGUUUUCUUUCUCAGAAAAUGUUGAAACGUUUAUUCACACACAAUUACAUAUACGUCUUUUUGUUUUAUGUGUCAUGUAUUGAUAGUAUUGUUCAAUAAUAUUUAGUCUUAUGUAUUUCCUAAAAAAAAAGAAAAUGUAAAUAACUUGGAAAAAUUAAAGAAAUUUAGCUGAAGGCCGAGAACAUUAAA
Molecule: messenger RNA, 5439 nt
Organism: Paramisgurnus dabryanus
Lineage: Eukaryota; Metazoa; Chordata; Actinopteri; Cypriniformes; Cobitidae
Gene: egf
Product: epidermal growth factor
Biological process (GO): canonical Wnt signaling pathway; epidermal growth factor receptor signaling pathway; positive regulation of MAPK cascade
Cellular component (GO): plasma membrane
Molecular function (GO): calcium ion binding; growth factor activity; Wnt-protein binding
Source: RefSeq, a predicted model, not a curated record